GUCCAUCACUGGCAUUCAUCACCUUCCCAGAGGCACUGACACUGAUGCCACUGGCGCCCCUGUGGGCCGUCACCUUCUUCCUCAUGCUCUUCUUCCUCGGCGUUGACUCUAUUUUCGUGCAAAUGGAGGCUAUGGUGGUGUCGCUGGUGGACGAGUACCCGCGACUUCGAGUACGGAAGACCUUGGUCGCCUUCAUCUCCUGCCUCAUCUGUUUCCUCGGCUCUCUCUCCUGUUGUACCCAGGGAGGGAUGUAUAUGCUGCAACUGCUCGACUUCUACGCCGUCCCCCUCACCAUCAUCCUUACUACCUUGGGUGAGAUCAUCGUCUUCGCCUAUAUCUAUGGAGGGGGCCGUGUGGUGCAGGACCUUCAGGUGAUGACUGGCAGGGUAGUGAACGAGAUGUGGUACUUCGCCUGGAUCGGCUUCACACCCUUCGUUCUUCUGUUCAUCCUGGUCAACAUAGUAUUAUCCAGCUCUACACAACUCACCUACAAGGAGUACGUCUACCCUUCCUGGGCCACCAUGCUUGGCUGGCUCACGGCAAUUGCUUCUUUGAUCGCCAUCCCCAUCUACUUCGUGUACUACCUCGCCACUGCUAAGGGAUCGUUCGCCAAGCGGCUGGAAUACGCCUUCAAGCCAACACCUGUGUGGGGACCCGCCUUGGAGAGUCACAGACAAGACUGGACAGAAUACACCCUCCGUCACCCACUCCCUGACCGCUUCCUUCAUCCUAACUUCAAAGGUGCUAUUCCCCGUCUCUCUACUCCAAGGCCUUAGGAAGUGUGGCACUGUCUCUCUCUGUAUGUGUGUAUCUCUCUCUCUCUCACUCUCCCUCUCUCUCUCUUUGAAAUAAAUAUACUUGGCUAAGAAUUACCUCAACAGAAUUUAUUCAAGAUUAAAAACAAACAUUUAUAAUAGCCAAGGACAGAGAGAGGCUCGGGAAGCAGCCAUCCACCUGGUACGAUGUCCUCCGUAAACUUCCUGACCUCUCGUAUGUCUACGGGAA
Messenger RNA from Homarus americanus (American lobster), 1005 nucleotides. Its product is annotated as sodium- and chloride-dependent glycine transporter 2-like. Gene Ontology annotation, biological process: sodium ion transmembrane transport. Gene Ontology annotation, molecular function: glycine transmembrane transporter activity. The record is from RefSeq and is a predicted model, not a curated record. Gene Ontology annotation, cellular component: membrane. NCBI's taxonomy places the organism in Eukaryota, Metazoa, Arthropoda, Malacostraca, Decapoda, Nephropidae.